AUAAAGCAGCAUCGAAAAUGGCGGAUAAAGAGAAGAAAAAGAAGGAAAGUAUAUUCGAUUUGUCGAAAUACAUCGACAAACAUAUCAGAGUAAAGUUCCAAGGAGGCCGUGAAGCUAGUGGUGUCUUAAAAGGCUUUGACCCACUGUUAAAUCUUGUGUUGGAUGGCACCAUUGAAUACAUGCGAGAUCCUGAUGACCAGUAUAAAUUAACGGAAGACACAAGGCAGCUCGGUCUGGUUGUGUGUCGAGGGACGUCGGUUGUGCUUAUCUGUCCACAGGACGGGAUGGAAGCCAUUCCAAACCCAUUCAUUCAACAGCAGGAUGGAUAAAAUAGACACGAAUGUACAAAAACAAACAGACACAAGUUGUUUUCCUGCGUUGUGUAGAUGUUUUUUUUUGCUAGGCCUGAAAUAAUGGAUAGUGAUGUCACACUGAUUACAUUUCUUUUUGCAUUUUGUAUUUAGACCCGGGAUGAAUUUUUUUUGUUGGUAUUGUUCCAGCAAUUUAUGUGUAUGUUGAUUAUGGUGAAAUAUGUGACAUGUUUACCGUUUAUGAAAAUGGGCACAUAGUGUUCCUCUGGUUCUGAAGUUAAUUUGGACAUUAAUAAACAUCUGGGAUUUCAUCAUUUCUGAUUUAAACAAAAACAAUGUUUACGACUGUGUGGAUCCCAUUGGCUUGCUUUUGUUUUACCUUUUAAGAAAGCUUUUGUAGACAUUCAAAUUGUUAAGACAUUGACAGCAUUAUAUGUGCUUAAUGCAAACUGUAUUUAGAGUGGCUUAGGUUCGAAAAACAACCAGACGCCUUCAGAUAACAUUCUCGUUUACCUUAAUGGUGUCCCCUCUGUUCAAAAUACACAAUACUAAUACCUGUUCAACUGUAAAGAUUCAAUUCUGGGAUGCUUCUUCAUUUUGGGGAAUGUUUUUUCUACGUGUAUCAAGUUGUAUAAUAGCAUAAAAAGGACUGGGUUUACAUUAGAGGUCCACUGAUAUUUGAUUUUGCUGAUACUGAUUACCAAGGUGAUGGAAAAUGUCGAUAACUGAUAAAUCAUCCGAUAGUUUGUUUUAAAAAUCAAUUUAUAAAAUGAUUAUACAUUUCUUAGUCUUGCCUACCUAAGACGGGCACAGACGUUGAGGCUACAAAUGUUCAAAAUGUAUACAAUCCCAAAAGCAGUUUAGUGUGCAACCAAAGUCUCAUUAAUAUCCAGUAAAAUUAAGAUUUGGUACAUAACACCAGACUUUUAACUAUAAACAAGCCCGACAAUGUUAGUAAUUACCAAAUGAAGCUUUUUAUAGCAUAUAUAUAUAUAUAUCUCCACCAGAUGAAGAGU
Xyrauchen texanus (razorback sucker) is the source of this 1327-nucleotide messenger RNA. RefSeq names its product U6 snRNA-associated Sm-like protein LSm7. Gene Ontology annotation, cellular component: U2-type prespliceosome; spliceosomal tri-snRNP complex; catalytic step 2 spliceosome. The transcript has 4 exons. Lineage: Eukaryota; Metazoa; Chordata; Actinopteri; Cypriniformes; Catostomidae. The record is from RefSeq and is a predicted model, not a curated record. Gene Ontology annotation, molecular function: RNA binding. Gene Ontology annotation, biological process: nuclear-transcribed mRNA catabolic process; mRNA splicing, via spliceosome. Bases 18 to 329 code for a protein of 103 amino acids.